AUGGAUUUCACUUUGGUGCCUUUCAAGGAGCCAGACCCUUCGAGACCACGCACUACACAGGAGUACGAAACUAUCACCAUUGAACCACCCCUAUCCAACUACAGCCUCGAAGAGUUGAGACUCGCCGAUUACAACAAACUGGCCAACACACAACUCGUAAAGCCCGCCGUUACAGGCAGUCCAAGUGUUCAUCCUGUAUCAUCGACCCCACAAGCCUCCAUGCUAGUUAAGAGACUAGCUGGGCGCUCUCGACUCCAGUUGCUCAAGGGUCCCGGCAUAGAAGUCGUAGUCGGUGCGAGACCUGACUUGACGGGCAUAGAUGACUCCACGGAAACAUGGAGCCUUUCAAAGGCCUUAAUCUCGCACUACUCGUCGACCUUGAGGGAUGCCUGCAACUGGGGACAUGAUGAUUCUCACAACCUCCGCAUAAUUCUCUUCAGUGAGGACCCUGCUAUAUUCGAACUCUUCGUCGAGUGGAUCAACAAUGGCACGUACACGCUAGAGGCUCCACUUCCUGCGACAACACAGCCAGGUGUGAAUAUCGAUGCACAGGCCUGGGUACUCGGAGACAGGCUGGGGUCUAUCCAGUUCAAGAACUACGCCAUGGGUCGCCUCUACGCUCGGUAUACUUCGGCGUUUGAGCCACACUCGAUCGUAACAGUUGAUGUAAACUACUCGUACGAGCAAACUGCACACGACUCCAGGCUCCGCAUGUUGUUCAACAACCUACUGGCUGUAAACUUCCUAGAUUCUACGGGUGUCCCUUCUAGGUAG
Molecule: messenger RNA, 774 nt
Organism: Parastagonospora nodorum SN15
Lineage: Eukaryota; Fungi; Ascomycota; Dothideomycetes; Pleosporales; Phaeosphaeriaceae
Exons: 3
Coding region: 1-774 (257 amino acids)
Source: RefSeq, a predicted model, not a curated record